Dryobates pubescens (Downy woodpecker) is the source of this 2056-nucleotide messenger RNA. It is a transcript of the gene KLHL23, whose product is annotated as kelch like family member 23. The record is from RefSeq and is a predicted model, not a curated record. NCBI's taxonomy places the organism in Eukaryota, Metazoa, Chordata, Aves, Piciformes, Picidae. The coding region runs from base 12 to 1688 and encodes 558 amino acids. The transcript is spliced from 3 exons. Gene Ontology annotation, molecular function: protein binding.
GGGUCACGGCUAUGGCCGUGGCUGGGCAGGAGGACUACGCGUACUUCUACGAGGACUCCUCUUACCCCGCCGGUUUCCUGGAGGCGUUCCGGACAUUUUACCUGGAAGGGCUCUUCACCGACAUCACCCUGCAGUGCGCUUCGGGGGUUAUCUUCCACUGCCACCGAGCCGCUUUGGCUGCUUGCAGCAGUUAUUUCAAAGCCAUGUUCACAGCCGACAUGAAAGAGAAAUCUAAAAAUCAGAUCAGACUUCCCGGGCUCAGCCAUGCCGUACUGGAAGCCCUCGUGAAUUAUGCAUACACGUCACAGAUCCAGAUAACAAAGAGGAAUGUCCAAAGCCUCCUCCAGGCUGCAGACCUCCUUCAAUUCGUGUCAGUAAAGAAAGCCUGUGAGCAGUUUCUAGUGAGGCAUUUAGAUACUGACAACUGCAUAGGGAUGCACUCCUUUGCUGAAUAUCACGACUGCUCAGAGCUAGAGAAAGAGUCCAGGAGAUUAUUGUUAUCACAGUUUGAAGAAGUAUGUAAGCAGGAAGAGUUUCUGGACAUUGGCAAGAAGAAGCUCUCUUUCCUUCUCUCCAGAGAGAAUCUCAAUGUUUGGAAAGAAGAGGCAGCUAUUGAAGCUAUCAUUAAAUGGGUUGCACAUGAUGUGGAAGGAAGAAUUGAAGAUACCUGUGAACUGUUGAGCUGCAUCAAAGUAGACUUAGAUAACAUGUAUUUGAGGUCAGCUUUAAGCAUACAAAAAAAAUGCCGCCUUAAUGAUAGUAAGAUAAGAUCACUCAUAUACAAUGCCCUGAAUCUGUGUCCCAAAGGCCUUUCCAGGAGACCCACAGCAGCUAUGUAUGUGAUUGGAGGAUAUUACUGGCAUCCGUUAUCAGAAGUGCAUGUUUGGGAUCCUUUAACCAAUGCAUGGGUCCAGGGAACAGACAUGCCUGAUCACACCAGAGAGAGCUAUGGGGUCACUAGCCUGGGACCGGACAUAUAUGUGACAGGAGGUUAUAGAACAGAGAGUAUCGAAGCCCUUGACACUGUGUGGAUAUAUAACAGCGAGAGGGAUGAGUGGACAGAAGGCUGUCCUAUGCUUGAUGCAAGGUAUUACCACUGUGCAGUUUCCUUGAGUGGCUGCAUCUAUGUUUUGGGUGGUUACCGAAAGGGAGCUCCAGUUCAAGAAGCUGAAUUCUAUGAUCCUUUAAAAAAGAAAUGGCUUCCUAUUGCAAACAUGAUCAAAGGUGUUGGAAAUGCCACUGCCUGUGUCCUGCAUGAAAUCAUCUAUGUAACUGGAGGUCACUAUGGAUACAGGGGAAGCUGCACCUACGAUAAAAUCCAGAGAUACCAUUCAGGUAGCAAUACGUGGAGCAUAGUCACCACAAGUCCGCAUCCAGAAUAUGGAUUGUGUUCAAUUACAUUACAAAACAAGAUCUAUUUUGUGGGUGGACAGACCACGAUCACAGACUGCUAUGACCCAGAGCAAAAUGAGUGGAAGCAGAUGGCUCAUAUGAUGGAGAGAAGGAUGGAGUGCGGUGCAGUGGUUAUGAAUGGAUGCAUCUAUGUAACAGGAGGAUAUUCCUACUCAAAAGGGACAUAUCUGCAGAGUAUUGAGAAGUACAACCCUGAGCUGAACAAAUGGGAAGCAGUAGGCAAUCUUCCCAGCGCUAUGCGGUCACAUGGCUGUGUCUGUGUGUAUAAUGUGUAAACAUCUAAUUUUCAUAUUGCUGUUACAGAAGACAGCCCAUUCAGUAUUCAUAAUGAUACUGAUUACCUCAUGAAUGAGAUGUGUAAUACAAUCUCUUCACACACAUCAUAAGAACUAGGUAUAGUUUGUCUUUAUUUCAAACAACUCAGAAAUACAAAUGUGGUGUAUUUUUCCCUAUUUUGUCAGUCCAGUCAUUGUCUGUCACGAAACAGAUCUGUUUUCACUAACCCUGAGGCAGAACUAUGAUGGUAGUGCUGAGUAUGGCCAAACAAAAUACUCUGCAUUUCUAUGGACUACUGGGCUUAAAAUGAAGUCUUUGAUACUCCAAGUGUUAUACCACCCACAAGUCCUUCUCUGUUUGCAGACAG